CAUUUCUACAAGAUUAUUGAAUAUUUAAUAGACACUUUACAACAAUCGGUGCAAUCUGAUAUUGUUGAAGCUUCUUGUUACAUCAUUGGAGAGAUGACACUUUUUAGCCCUGCCGCAAGUGAACUCGCAAACGCGAAAUCUGUUGGAACUAUUUUAGAUUUAUUGAAAAAAGAGGACUUAGAGUGGUCUGCUAGAUACGCCGCAAGUUUUGCAAUUAAGCGAUUAUUGAUGAACGAUAUUAAAAAUUGCAUUGUUUUUUUAAACAUCCAUGGACCAGUAAUUUUAUAA
Molecule: messenger RNA, 288 nt
Organism: Solenopsis invicta (red fire ant)
Lineage: Eukaryota; Metazoa; Arthropoda; Insecta; Hymenoptera; Formicidae
Exons: 2
Source: RefSeq, a predicted model, not a curated record